AAUUUACUAUUUCUACCACUCUGACGUAACGCCCAUCCAGUCCAAUGAAACUGUAGCUCGAUAGGCUCUAUUGGUAGCGUAAACAUCUUCAACUUCGAAGGAAAAAAUAUAUAUGCAAACCCUCUACUGCUUCCCAGUCCCACAUAUCAUGCUAUUGGAAAACUCACCCCACCCCACCAUUCCAUUCACGCCAAUCAUCCACCGACUUCUCCUUCGAUACCAGAAUCCUUCACAAUUGUGAAAUCCUCGUGAAUUCCCUCAAAAUCCAACAAUCAUUUUGCAAAGUUCCCAGGCAGGUUUUUAACUCAAGAUCCAAUAGACUGACACAGACACUGUGUAUAUAUCGACAUCAAGAUGGAGGUUUCUAGUACAGCUUCUCCUAGAAUGAGCUUGGAUCAGCUACAAAAGGAGGGAUCUGAAGAAACCCAUUUGCAAAACUCUGAGCUUGAAUCAUCUGAUUUUAGUGAUAGGCAUAAUCAUCAAUUCCAUUCAAUGAGUGCGUUGGAGAUCCUGAGAGAAACAGUGAGGAUUCUCCGAUGUAAUUCAUGGUCGUUUAUGACGAUCGCUGCUUUGCUUAUUUGCCCAGUAUCUGCCAUUCUUUUGUCAAAUGUAUUGGUUGAUCAGUCUAUUGUUAAGAAAUUGAGUAUUAGGCUUUUGUUGGUUGCCAAAUCCAGUGGACUCCCAUUGGGGCCUUUUAUCAAACAGUCGUGUCAUCGUUUUUCCGAGAUGGCUGUUUCGUCUGCCAUGUGCUUCCCAUUGUUUAUUACCUUGUCUUUGUUGUCGAGAGCUGCGGUGGUUUAUUCUGUAGAUUGCACUUAUUCGAAGAAAAAUGUCGACGGUUCAAAGUUUUUGGUGAUAGUGAGUAAAAAUUGGAGAAGGGUUGUUUCUACGUAUCUGUGGUCGAGUUUGGUGAUUGUUGGUUGUCUCACAUUAUUCUGUGUUCUUCUUUUAGCUGCUUGCAGUGCAUUUUCGGCAAUUGGGUUUUGGCAAGAGUUAAAUCUAUAUGCUGCAAUAAUAGCGGGGCUAGCUUUCUCAGUUGUUUUUGCAAAUGCGAUUAUUAUUUGCAAUACUGCUGUUGUGGUCUGUAUGUUGGAAGAUGUUUCAGGGCCGCAGGCACUGCUCCGGUCCAGUGUUUUAAUUAGGGGACAGACUCAGGUGGGUCUUCUGAUAUUUCUUGGAUCAACAAUUGGGAUGGCAAUGAUAGAAGGUUUGUUUGAGCAUAGGGUGAAGACAUUGAGUUAUGGAGAUGGGUCUUCCAGGAUUUGGGAAGGUCCUCUUUUAGUUGUUAUGCAUUCAUUUGUGGUGCUUAUUGAUUUGAUGAUGAGUGCAGUUUUCUACUAUAGUUGCAGAUCUUAUAGUAUGGAAACCUCGGAUGGUGAAUGCCAGUCAAUUUUAGAGACAGUCACUGUUUCUGCUGAAUCUGUGGGUACUCCAUGAUGUGAUCAUGUGAAAUGAUUACCAUUGUAGAGUUUUCUCCAGUUAAUGAAGGCAGGACUUGUGUGAGAAAAUUAUGGUUACGUUGCUAUUCUCAUUUUCUCACUACUUCUAAAGAACUCUCAUGGGAACUUUUCACUAGCCAUUAGCAUGCAAAGAUUUAAGGCUGGUGCUUACCUCAGAUGAUUAUCUAGUUUUCUUUACAAAUGUCACUGGAAUGCAAUAUAUCACAUUUUUAGUAUUCUGCAGGAGAUGAAACAAAAUCAGAACAGGCAUGUGAAGUUUGAUGGGUACAGUAUCGUUGUAUAAAGAUAUAAUCCUUGGAGAACCUUUGAAAAUGAUAGCAACCUUUUGUUUA
Messenger RNA from Populus nigra (black poplar), 1792 nucleotides. RefSeq lists its product as uncharacterized. The coding region runs from base 355 to 1437 and encodes 360 amino acids. The record is from RefSeq and is a predicted model, not a curated record. NCBI's taxonomy places the organism in Eukaryota, Viridiplantae, Streptophyta, Magnoliopsida, Malpighiales, Salicaceae. The transcript is spliced from 2 exons.